UGUUUUCUGGUCUCCAGGUUACACGAGAACACUUUGUUGUUUUUUGUAUUUGUAUUAUUUGUAUUAAGGAUAAGGUGAAGAUGAAGAAAACAAACGGGACCGGCCUCAGGGUUAGAGCAGCGGGUCUGAACAGGUCAGCAGGAUGCUCCUGGUCCAGCUGGAUUAGGUUCAAAGGUCAUCUGAAGGAGGGCAGCUGGAACCUGGUGGCAUUUGUUGUGGGUCUGUGUCUGGCGACCCUGUACGGGGUCACGGCCCUCGUCCUGCACACACAGCCGCUGUGGCUCUGUGCCCACUCCACGGUGGCCUUGGCCGCCCUGGCUGCGUUCAGCAUGGGACUGUCCGCAGGGGUCCGCGCUGAUGUGGCAGUGAUGCUGCCUUCACUGUGCUCAGCCCAGGGCCGGAACCUCCUGCUCUUUAUGUUUGUGUGGGUGUUGUUGUCCGGACCGCUCACCAACACCCUGGAAAACACCCAGCGUGCUGCGUCCAGUCUGCUGUGUGGAGCUGAACUGGCAGCCAAUCAAACACGGGAACUCAUACUGCGGUCGACCACGCCCCUUUCCUCAAUGUUGGAUACGAUCAGAGAGAUCAGCAGCAAUGCUCACUCUGUGGCAGGAAGAGUCCAAAGGUUCGUCCACGCUCUGAGCGACAGCGUCCGUCACGUUGCUCGUACUCUGAGGAACGUCCUCCACUUCCUGGCGGACAUCGGGGACAUCUGCAACGCUAAACUGGGCUCUCCCUACAGGAAGUGCCAGUCGGUGCUCAGCGACGCUCGGAGCGAUUGCUCCAACCUGCUGGGAUACUUUAACUUCCUGUGUGACACCGUGGACGCCUUCCUGCCGCUCUGCAAUCUCGCCCGUGCUGGUGAGCUCUUUUGCAUCAUCCCCUCCUACGUUGCCAGGCAUCUGAAGAAACGACUGGCAGAGCCCGUCGUUGCAGCAUUUGAGCAGAUGAAGCGUGAAUUUGACUUCAGUAUCUCGGCGUCUGUGAACUUUGACUUGGAUGCCAACUUGAGCCGGUCUCUGCAGCAGAUGUCUCAGGAGAUUAUGGAGGAGGUUUCAUCAGACCUGCAGCUCUUUCAGAAAGUCAGCGAUCCGUUGAAGUACAGCAGCCUGGUCCUGCUCGCCUGGUCCUUCCUGAGGGCCAUGCGGUACAGACGCAGGUAUCUCACUGAACUCGACUUUGACAACUUUUACAUCACUGCUCAGUUGGAACAGCUCGACCGACAGGCGACCUCGCGGGGCGCAGCAUCAGUCCUGCCCAUCACACGCAGAGAAGCCCAGACCUACGUCUCACCAUUGGCAUUCCACCUGACGGCCAGAGAGUGGCAGGGGGUGUUGGUGGGCGUGGUCGCGGUCUUCAAACACCUCGUGAUGGGCGGUCUCCUAGUGGCUCUGGACUUCCUGGUGUUCUGGAUGCUGGACCAGGUGCACCGGCAGGUGAAGGGGGACGUGACAGCCCGAGCUCCGGUUCUGGUGGUGGUGCAAGUGAACGGGUCGGGCUACGCCUCAGACAUCUACAGAGACCUGGUGGCUGCAUUUAACAUCCUACAGAGAGGAAACAUCACCGUGAUCAGCAGGAAGUGUCUGCUGGAGCCGUCACAACCAAACUACAGCACGUGUUUCAUUCUGGGAUUUCUGCUGGGCCUGGCUCUGCUGGCGUCUCUGACUGGAGGAUUUGUGCAGCGUUGCAGACGACUCACUUGUGCAUCAUACCAUCCAGCGAGAGAACGGGAGAGGAUCCAGUUCCUGCGUCAGAAGAUCCUGGAUCAGAGAACGGCCGCAGGGAAAGCUCUGAGGGAGUGUGCGGUCAGGAGAGGAGGAGGAGGAGGAGGAGGAGCAGCAGCAGCAGGAGGAGGAGGAGGCGGCGGCCUUCACACACUGCUUCUACGCUGGAGGAGCUCACCUGUCUCGCCUCCUGGGGCUGUCACCGCCCGUCACCUGCCGUGCCUGUGGAGAGGAGAUGGGUUCUGGGGAGGACGGCAUGGUCGCCUGUGGGUUCCCAAGCUGUUCAGGUCUGUUCUGUCGACCGUGUUUCCACAGUCUGGGAAACACGUGUGUCGUCUGCACGCGACCUCUGACCUUCCAGGAAGAGGACGAGCAGGAGCUUGAAGCGGACCUGAGCGACCAGGACCGGCCCGGCUCUGAGGGAUCCCGCAGUGAGACAGUCUUCCACUCCCUCGCUGCGUCAGAGUCCAGCAGCCUGGCCGCAGUCGUCAUCCACCGACCCCACAGUCCUCCAACUGUCCAGUGGCUCCAGGAAGCAGGAUCCAGAACCUGAACAUGUUUCACCCUGAGUUAUUAAAGAAUGAAGAGAUAAGA
This is a messenger RNA of Betta splendens (Siamese fighting fish), 2318 nucleotides long. RefSeq names its product DC-STAMP domain containing 2 (gene dcst2). The record is from RefSeq and is a predicted model, not a curated record. Bases 81 to 2108 code for a protein of 675 amino acids. The transcript has 15 exons. NCBI's taxonomy places the organism in Eukaryota, Metazoa, Chordata, Actinopteri, Anabantiformes, Osphronemidae. Gene Ontology annotation, cellular component: membrane.